This is a messenger RNA of Penicillium verrucosum, 2532 nucleotides long. RefSeq lists its product as uncharacterized. The transcript is spliced from 6 exons. NCBI's taxonomy places the organism in Eukaryota, Fungi, Ascomycota, Eurotiomycetes, Eurotiales, Aspergillaceae. The record is from RefSeq and is a predicted model, not a curated record. Gene Ontology annotation, cellular component: chromatin. Gene Ontology annotation, biological process: DNA-templated transcription; regulation of transcription by RNA polymerase II. Bases 1 to 2532 code for a protein of 843 amino acids. Gene Ontology annotation, molecular function: zinc ion binding; RNA polymerase II cis-regulatory region sequence-specific DNA binding; DNA-binding transcription factor activity, RNA polymerase II-specific.
AUGGUGUUGAAAAAAUGUUCCAUCUGUUCGCGGGUGUUCAAAAAAACCGAACACUAUAAGAGACAUGAACGGUCGCACACCAAGGAACGCCCAUAUGAAUGCAAUGUUUGCCAUAAACGUUUCUCUCGAAGCGAUGUCUUGAGCCGACAUGCCAAAGGCCAUAAUCAAGUCAAUGCGACACCCGGUCCAUCGGAAGCGCCAAAUCAACAGUCAUCAGUAAUUUCGGGUGCAUCAUCAAUGGUCCCCGGAUCAGGAAAUGGUUUCAGCAGCGCAGAAGCACAGAUUCCACCUCUAUCUAGCACUUCGCGAGAUGCGCCUCCCGCAUCAACGGGGCUUCCAUCGUCACUAGAUUACCUAGCCGACAUUUCAGCCCACCAUGGCCGCAGUGAGCCAGACCUCGGCGUGAUGGUGACGGACGACCAGCAGCAGUACUUUGGAUGGAAUGCAGUCACGGCUGCGGAUCAGGUGGCACAUCGAGCUGGCUUGCCCUUCGAUCCUGGGCCAAAAGACAUGCUACAAAUGUGGCUCGAACCUCGCACAGAUUUAGGGUCAAAUGACUCGCUAGAUUUUAUGGGCGAUAGCCAUUUCCCUUUGAUGGGUGGUAAUUUGAUGAUUGCUCCAGACCAACAGAAUCAACAUUCAGUCGGCAGCAGUGAUGACAUUCCCAAUGAACGCUUUGCUAGGGUCCAGCAGUGCUGGCUAGCACCACCGAACACUGGGCGUCUUAUCAACAGUUUAUGGCGGGAUAUCGCCAUGUCGCCUGUUGAUAAUAUCUUCUCAGUUCAGUCAUCACACCUUACCAGCGAGUCAAAUGCCGUUCAAGGAUCGCGGUGUGGAUUCGACGAGGAUUGUAGACGGCGACUGCAGGCAGCUUUUGGACCGAUGGCUGUUUCUGGGCAUAUUACUCCAGCAACGCCUGCCUCGGCCUUGACUCAUUCUGAUUUCCCUCCCGCUGAGAUCUUGGAUAUGGCACUAGACUUAUUUUUCCGCAUCUUUAAUCCCCUCUUGCCAUUUGUCCAUCAACCGACAUUUUCGGCAAGGAAGGCGCGACCAUCUAUCUUAUAUGUUAUGACGCUGGUUGGCAUGACAUUGCUUGGCACCAAAGGAACAACCGCGUUUGUGUCCAGAAAUUUCUCAGGCGCUUUGGACAAGGUCACAGCUGAAUUUUCUCGAUGCUCGAUGGGACUUGAGAGCGCUUCCAGCACUAUGACACUGUUUGCGACAGUUUUGCUUUUAUUAAACCUGGCUGGUUUGACCGGGGAAAAGGUACAUCUGGAACAGUGUCAACCUCUUUAUAUUAAUGUUAUGUCUGUCGCCCAAAGACAUGGGUUAUUCUCGGUCACUGAGGGACAGAUCCUUGACAUGACUCUCUUCGAAACAGUUCCCGAUAUUGAGCGGAGAUGGAAAAUCUGGAGCAAGGUGGAAUCAACCAAGAGGUAUGCCGCGAUUCCCGCCCAUACAACGGUGUUCGUCACUAAUAGUAUCGCCAGAAUAAUCAUCGGACUACUGCUCCUGGACUCUUGGUACUCUUCAUUCCUCUCAACCAGUCCGAUCACAGUCCCGGAUUCGAUCCAACUCAUCCUCCCCUGCAGCGAAUCUCUCUUCAACGCCCAGUUCUCAACCCAAUGGACACACCUAAUACGCAGCGGCAAGCGCAUCAUCUCCCCAACAAUCCUCGCCCCGUCCGAAAACAUCAAAAUCCCCGUCCUAGAAGGCCCCGCAGAUGACUUCUGUAUACAAGCAGUACUAGCAAUAGUUCAACUCCGCCAGUCAGAAUCCUACCACCGCCUCCUCUCCAAUAGAGCCAGCUACCCCUUUGCUCCAUGUCACACCUACGCCAUGGACGGCCGAGCCAGGUGUCUCCCCUCCCUUCAAUCCCAGCUUAUCACAAACUACGGCGAAACCCUCCACCGGCUAAACCCCAACGCUCUCAUCACAUGGCACAACAUGUGCAUGACUCUCACAGCCGAUAUCCAAAUAUUCGACCUCGCAGCUGGCCGUGCAGGCCCGGCUCCCGCGCGCAGGGCCCUCGACGAUAUCCGUGAGUGGUCACAGACGCCUGCAGCCAGACGCGCGUGUCUGCACGCUGCGCAUAUCUACAAAGUCAUGACAAAUCGCAAAGCAUCCGACCACCCCACGUUCCAAUCUAUUUUUUCGCUCUUCUCGGCCGGGUUGGUGCUCGGUCUAUAUACGUUUAUGGUGUCAGACUCUGCGGGUUCGCCGUCUAAUGUCGGGUUUGUGGAGUUGAUGGACGAUGUGGACUGGAGAGAGGUGGGCACGGAAGGGUUCACGAGUUUUAUGGAGCCUAGGGGAAGUCAGACUCUCGCACCAACGGAUGAUCCUGCUGUUAACUUCAUUCGCAAUGGGGCUACGAUCUACUUGCGGGGACUGCCGUUUCACGGUGGGUAUCAGUCUGCGCGUCGGAUCAUGCUUGAUUAUGCCUCUCUUCUCAAGGACUCGGGGAAGUGGAAUGUCAAGAAGUUCUCUUAUAUUUUAUACAUAAUGAGUGAUGUUCUUAUGGAUGUCGAAUGA